Acanthopagrus latus (yellowfin seabream) is the source of this 835-nucleotide messenger RNA. RefSeq names its product eukaryotic translation initiation factor 4E-binding protein 1-like. The record is from RefSeq and is a predicted model, not a curated record. Gene Ontology annotation, cellular component: cytoplasm. Gene Ontology annotation, molecular function: eukaryotic initiation factor 4E binding. The transcript has 3 exons. NCBI's taxonomy places the organism in Eukaryota, Metazoa, Chordata, Actinopteri, Spariformes, Sparidae. The coding region runs from base 189 to 545 and encodes 118 amino acids. Gene Ontology annotation, biological process: negative regulation of translational initiation.
GACGUUUUGAAGGAAGUCCCAGGGUUGUUUUGGACGUGCGGUGACCACGUGUAGCAGCAGAGGAAACUUCUCUGCGGACUGACUGCAGUUUGGCAGCUUUAUAUCCUCCACCAGGCUCAUAGCCACUGCCCUCACCCGUGGGUUCGUCCCAGCAGCGCAGAAACACCAGAGCCGGUCCUGAGACAGAGAUGUCAGCGGGGGGUCACACCACCAGCAGCCGGGCCAUCCCGGCCGUCAGGCGGGUCGCCAUCCACGACUCUGCUCACAUGCCCCAGGAUUACUCCACGACUCCUGGAGGGACUAUGUUCAGCACUACACCAGGAGGUACCAGAAUCAUCUACGACAGGAAGUUCCUCCUGCAGUGUCGGACGUCUCCUCUGACCCGUACGCCUCCCAAACUGCCCGACAUCCCAGGAGUCACCAGGCCGCUCAAACCUGAGUCCUCCGACAACACAAAGCAGCCUGAACAGACGGCCAGCAAUAACAACGACCACCUCCAUCCAGAGGAGAACGCAGAAGAUGCCCAGUUUGAAAUGGACAUCUGAAGAGAGGAUGACGAGGACAAAAAGUGAUUUACAGCGUUGCUUUUUUUGUUUACUUGGAUGAAAGAUUGUCGGCUAAAAUGAGAAGCCUUGUCUUACUAAAAUGUAAUCCACUUUCAGAUUUGUUCUGAAAACAAGAUGGCAUUUUUUUUUAUAAUGCUUAAUAUGUGUAAAAAAGAUUUUAAAACACUAACUAAUGCAUAAAACAGUUUCUUUACUAUGACUUUGUAUGAUGUGUGAAAUAUUUGACAUGUAAAUCAAAGUCUUGUGACGAUUAAACCUUUAAUAUUUUA